Phytophthora nicotianae INRA-310 is the source of this 982-nucleotide messenger RNA. RefSeq names its product dephospho-CoA kinase, variant. Bases 17 to 766 code for a protein of 249 amino acids. Lineage: Eukaryota; Oomycota; Peronosporomycetes; Peronosporales; Peronosporaceae. The record is from RefSeq and is a predicted model, not a curated record. Gene Ontology annotation, molecular function: dephospho-CoA kinase activity; ATP binding. Gene Ontology annotation, biological process: coenzyme A biosynthetic process. The transcript is spliced from 2 exons.
AAUUAAAACUUUUCAAAUGCUGAAGGCUCAACUCUUGGCAUUGGUGCCGCUGAGCCUACUGCUCGGCGUACCUUUGGGGAUACUGAAGGAGAGGCUGCGGAAACACUCCUUCAAGCGCUGGCUGCUUGCACUUGUACCCCUUGCCCUUGCACCAUUGUUAUCGGCUCGUGAUGGUGCUGUACUAGCGGGAAGCUAUUUGGUUGGACGGGUGUUGGGUGCGUCGUUGGUUGGCGUGGGGCUCACGGGAGGCAUCGCCACUGGCAAAUCUACUGUAUCUAACGCUUUCCGCGAGGCUGGGGCUGUGAUCGUGGACGCUGAUGUCAUGGCUAGAGAGAUAGUGAUGCCUGGACGCGGCGCCUAUAAGGAGAUCGUGCGCUGCUUUGGGACUGAGGUGCUCAAUGAAGACGACGCGACCAUCAACCGCGCGAAGUUGGGAGCAAUCAUCUUCAGUGACCCGACGCAGCGGAAGAAACUCAACUCCGCAACGCACAAAUACAUUAUCUGGGAGAUGUUCAAGCAGCUCGUGUACCAGCGUCUGGUGUGCCGCAAGCGUCUAGUAGUGUUCGACGCGCCGCUGCUGUUCGAGACCAAAUUGCUCGAGUAUUUCUGCUACCCGACGAUUGUGGUGGCAUGCUCCGAGAAGAACGAGCUUGAGCGACUCAUGAAACGCGACAAUAUGAAACAGGAGGGCGCCGAAAAGCGCAUCAAGUCACAGAUGAGUCUCCGUGUAUGUGGGCUAAACAAUUACGAGAGAACUCGAACCUAGAACUGAUCUUUGUAUUUUGUAUUGAUUCGAGCAGGAAAAGGUGGUGAAGGCGGACCUGGUGAUUCAGAACGACGGCUCACUGGAUGAUCUACUGAUCCGUACGCGAGAAACUCUCGAGCGUACUGCCUAUUUGGUUGGAGCCUCGAGCGAACUGCAGUUUGCCAAAAAUUUGCAAUAAAAUGUUCGACUCAAAAAUUCCGUUUCAAUUUUUGCACA